AUGCCUCCUCAAAUUAAGCAAGACCUCAACCGCUCCGGCUGGGAAACCACCGACUUCCCCAGCUCUUGCGAAAGCUGCCUGCCAGAGAACCCCUACGUCCAGAUGCUGAAAGAGGAUCAUGGCGCAGAGUGCAAAAUAUGUACAAGGCCCUUUACAGUCUUUCGGUGGAAAGCGGAUCGCACUGCACGUACCAAACGAACGAAUAUAUGCCUCACUUGCGCCAGGCUGAAAAAUUGCUGCCAGUGCUGUAUGCUUGAUCUAUCAUUCGGCCUGCCUAUCACGGUGCGAGAUGCAGCCUUGAAAAUGGUAGCGCCUGGCCCGACUAGUGGAGUUAACAGAGAGUACUACGCUCAAGAGCACGAGAAGGAAUUAGAGGAGGGAAGAGGAGCGGCGCAGGAAUACGAGAAGACGGAUGAGAAGGCAAGGGAUCUCCUACGAAGACUAGCCAACAGCGAGCCAUACUACAAGAAGCAGCGGAGGCUGGAAGCAACGGGAGAGGGAGAGCAGCAAAGACAGGAGCAAAAGCAGAUAGGCUAUGGUCCUGGCCUUAUACGCACCAGCGACAGCAGACGUGGAGAUGCAAUAAGAGGAGGCAGACCAGGCGCAAGAGGCGGUCGUGCAUUUCCCGGGACUGCUCAACUACCUCCCCAACCGAAAGACAUCCUCCCUCCUUCAGACCCAAAUAUAACCUCUCUAUUUGUCACAGGCGUCGAGGACGACCUCCCCGAACACGCCAUUCGUACAUUCUUCACUUCUUUUGGCACAAUUCGAUCUCUUGUCUGCUCUCACCGUGCACACUGUGCAUUUGUUAACUACGCUACCAGGGAAGCGGCUGAAAAGGCUGCCGAGGCUUGUCAAGGAAGAGCAAUAAUACAAGGAUGUCCACUUAGGGUACAGUGGGGAAAGCCUAAGCCGCUGGAUAAUAUGGAUAGGGAGGAGAGGAUGGAACUGGCGAGACAAGGGAGGCAAACUGUGGCGGCUGUCAAGGCUGCUGAGCGGUCUGGGCCUGGUCAGCAGAGAGGAAAUGGUGAUGGUAUGAUGCCAGGCGGCGGUGGGGAAGCGGAGCAUGAUGGCAGCUAUGCUGUUGCUCCUCCGCCCGGGACUGGCGAGGUGCAAUAUGCUAGCCUAGCUGGAGACUGA
Messenger RNA from Endocarpon pusillum Z07020, 1140 nucleotides. RefSeq names its product Pre-mRNA-splicing factor slt11. NCBI's taxonomy places the organism in Eukaryota, Fungi, Ascomycota, Eurotiomycetes, Verrucariales, Verrucariaceae. Gene Ontology annotation, molecular function: U6 snRNA binding; pre-mRNA binding. Gene Ontology annotation, cellular component: U2-type catalytic step 1 spliceosome; Prp19 complex; U2-type catalytic step 2 spliceosome. The transcript has a single exon. Bases 1 to 1140 code for a protein of 379 amino acids. The record is from RefSeq and is a predicted model, not a curated record.